Molecule: messenger RNA, 3528 nt
Organism: Stomoxys calcitrans (stable fly)
Lineage: Eukaryota; Metazoa; Arthropoda; Insecta; Diptera; Muscidae
Product: longitudinals lacking protein
Exons: 5
Coding region: 681-2108 (475 amino acids)
Biological process (GO): regulation of gene expression
Cellular component (GO): nucleus
Source: RefSeq, a predicted model, not a curated record
ACCUCUUCGCAGAAAAGCUACCAGGAGACACGUUUUGCCGUUCUGGUAAUCUGAUUGUAUUUCUUGAGCCGUGUGUAAUACACAUCCCAGCAAACUUCCGUUUUUUUACGACGUGCUCUGUUAAAAAGUCUGCGGACCUCUUUCCCUUCCAAGAUUUUACACGUUUGACACCGCAACCGCAAAUACAACAUUGUUAACGCAUAUCCUGCGCUCUCCGAAUACCGUUAGACUGCAACAUUUGAGAUUAGCUGCAGUCUCAACCCUGAUCGACAGGUCCCACAUGAAAUUGACAAAAAGGACCAGCACCUACCUGAUAUGUACAUUCCAGGACACAAGUCAAAGAGAGUAAAAGAGUAGGAUACAACGAAAAGAGAAAGAAUCAUUGGUUACCCUCUGUUGGCCAACCUAUAGAUCCCUGAGAGAUGGUCCAAGAAGAUGAAAACUAAAAAGCUUAUAGGGAAUGGUUUUUUUGUACAAUCCAAACUAAUCUAUUUUUCUCUUUUCCUAGGUAAUCAUUACUAUUAUUGAAUUGGAAUGGUGAUGAUACAACAACAACAACAACAACAACGCAAGAUCUCAGUCACGGCAAUGCCCAGAACCAGACGCACAAAGAGAAUACAGCACCCAAUCAAGUUCAAAAGGUCCAUAGACGCAAAUCACGCCUUAGCAAUGCAGGAAGCAUGGUAAAACACUCGAGUGGCCGAAAUUCUGCCGAUAUUACCCAGUCCACACUAGCAGCCGCCAUAAACGGUGCCGCUGGUGGUGGUAGCGCCGGUCUGAAUGAAGUAAAUCGCAAACGAAUGUCCAUGUCCGAUGUCUCGGACAUGUUGUAUGAAUUCUAUCGUGCCAAUGCUGCCGCCAAGGUUCCCAAACAACAGCCUCAAGGUUCUGUUUUGGGUGCCGUGGUCUCCAAAUAUUGUGGUCAAACCUCACCCACCUCGGCGGAAACACUUGAACCCUCUAGUAUAGCGGCCAUAGCCACAAAUGGAGCUGCUUCAGAAACGGCUUCAAAGAAUGGUUACUCUGGCGAGGUGGUCAACGAGAGCUCUGCAACUAGUGAUUCGGUGAGCGCUGCAGGAGCAUCAGCAUUUCAUCCAAAACUCAAAUACACGCUGAAAGCAAAAUUGGAAACGCCCACUGUAACCGCCAUACCCACUUCCGUGCUAACGGCCACCCCCAAUAACAACGAUGAACCGCUGGAUAUUAAACCCAUAAUCAAUCCCACCACUGGUCUGGUAGAGCCUCCACUAAACAGUGAUGGGGAAAGUGUCAUUAAGCCAGUUCCUGUCCUAAAUCCUGCUACGGCCGCUGCAAAUCCCCAAGCGGCUGCCAUUGCGGCUGCCUUGUUUAGAGAUGGUUAUCACAACUUCCAACAGCAUAUAAGGGCCCAAGAGAUUUUGAAAUUUCAGACUGCCAAAUUCAAGCCAGGUAACAAGACAAAUGAAUCCACACCCACAAAAAUCCUUGAGAAUUUCCUAAGACAACAGCGUAAAUCCGAAUGUGAUCAAAGCUCCGAUCAGAAUGAUGGCGAUGAUGAAGAUGAUUCUCGAUUUAAUACCUUCGAUGAUAUCCAUCUGAUGGAGGGUUCAAAAGGCGGCGUCCUACCCCAGCUUUUGCAAAAUGCUUUCGCCAGCAACUCUACCCCUGGUACGCCUGGCUCAGCUGACUAUCUUUCGGAUGAAUCUCAAAAAUACAUGAACUUGGCCGCUCAAGCUCAAGCCUUUGGCAAUCUCAGCUAUUCUCUGGGUGAUUUUAACAAUACUAGUCCUAAUGAUAAUUCUGGCGCCACGGGAGUGGGUCCGGACGGUGAACCCAUCUACGAGUGUCGUCAUUGUGGCAAAAAAUAUCGUUGGAAAUCAACUUUGAGACGCCAUGAAAAUGUUGAAUGCGGUGGCAAGGAGCCCUCCCACCAGUGUCCCUAUUGCCCCUACAAAUCAAAGCAGCGAGGUAACCUGGGGGUGCAUGUCCGUAAACAUCACUCGAAUUUGCCCCAGCUGGCUAGCCGUCGGCGUUCCAAAUAUUCCAUGAAAUUGGAAGCAAACAGUGCGAGCAUGGCCAGCGUUUCUGAUGAUUCAAAUUCCAAGUUAGUCAUUGAUUGCUCCAAAUGAUUUUGGUCCUAUCUCAUGGCUCAGUCCAUGGAAAACGACAGAUGACAGUGGGCAAAAGUAUUCGAAAGUGAUGGUGGUGGGUGGUGGGAGAAGUGGAAAAACGAUUUUCACAAAUGGAAUGACAAUGAUGAAACUGAAGAAGAGCAUGAUGAUGAUGAUGUUGACGACGAGGAAAUGAAGGAAAAAGUGGAAGAGAAGAACGGAGAGAAUAAAAAUGAGAAACUACAAAAUCCCCCCGAUUGAUGCGCUUGAAACUCAAGUUGUAUUCAUACAAAAUACAUAACCUGAUUAGUCAGCAUCUUCGCAGCACUAGAACUUAUCAUCAUUGUCAUAUCAUCUUAUGAAUACCACCUCGAAAUUUACUACGAUCCUGUAUAGAAAUAAACCAAAGAGUUUUUACAGCUUCUUAAUAACCAAAAACUCCCAAAAACAAAGGUUUACAAAAUGAAAAACUAUCUCCAAAUGUAUACCUACUAACCCCAAGUGCCAGUAUUUCCUGAUUUCCAGAUAAACAAAAAACAAUUCCUUGCCAUAAAUUCCUAGAAAUGAAAUUUAUCCUAUAAGUUAGUAACCCAAGAUAUACAAACAAUAACAAUGGAAAUAUUUCCCAAAAAAAAAACAAAAUCAAAUGACAAUUAUUGUUUUGUGAAACAAUUAAAAAAAAUCGAAUAUUGCUUCCAAAUCGAAUAAUUUUUUUUUAUUUUACAUUUAAAAUUAUUUUUUGCAAUUGAAAAAAAAAACGUAUAGUGUAGUAGAUUUGUGCGUGUGUGGAAGCGAAAAUGUUUGUCGCAUUGGUCUCUAUUUUUUUGUAAAUGUGAAUUUUGUGUUGUUAGUUUUAUUUCUUCGUUUUAACGUUCUCAACUGCGUGUCAUAAUACUCAAAUUAUAUAAAAAAAAACUAAAAUUAUUUCUUAUAUCAUAAACUGCACAAAGAAAAUCUCAUAGCUUUUAAGAUUGCCAAGAAACAAUUAAAUACUCGCUAUUCCUAUAAAUAUUAAUAUAUUCAAAGAAAAAAAGAAAAACCAAAUCAAAAAGCAAAAUCAAAACUAGCUCCUAAGUUUGAGUCUCCAGCCUAUAGGUUAUGUGAGAUUUUCUUAAUUAUUGUACUUUUUUCAUAAUAUUUUUUGUAUGCCUAAAUAUAUUUAAUUUCUUAUUAUUUUUUUAUAUUUUUAUCGUAUUUAAUUUUAAAAUAAAACUUAACAAUUUAAUGCCGAGCUUUACUAAACUAAAGACGUAAAGUCCUACACUGAACCAAAUCUAGUUAGUAAAGCGCCCACAAAACCAACUUUAAACCAAAAAGUAAUAAAAAAAAGUGUAAUAUCGGAUUUUCUAUUAUUUCUUUAAUGAUUAUACAACAACAAAAGGAGAAACAUCCGCCUUUAAGGAACAAGACAAGGGAAGAAUAUUUUCUCAUCAAUAAA